CGGAGCGGGGAGAUGGUCUCCAGAGCCGCAGAUCGGCUGCUGAUCGUCGUCUCCGUGCUGGAAGGUCGCUGUUUCCCAAAACGACCCAAGCACGUGCUUGUAGUUGAAGCCCGGUUAGAUGGUGAACAGUUAGCUACUGACCCUGUGGAGCAUACUGACCAGCCAGAAUUUGCUACAGAAUUGGCCUGGGAACUUGAUAGGAAAGCACUUCAUCAGCACAGGCUUCAGCGUACACCUAUCAAACUCCAGUGUUUUGCAUUGGAUCCUGUAUCUUCAACUAAAGAGAAUAUAGGCUAUAUUGUACUGGAUUUAAGGGCUGCACAUGAAAAGAAACAGGCACCUAAAUGGUAUCCUUUGCUUAGUAACAAGUACCCUAAGUUUAAACCUGAAAUACAGAUUGGUGUUACAUUGGAGGCAGAUUCAAAAGCACUAGCUGAUGAUUUUAAAGCAAAGGAGGCACCCCCUAGGGAAGGGAAGGUACUCACCCUUUUUCCUGGACUAGACGCUAAAAGUAUUGUGCCUGUCUUGAAUGAAGAAGAGGGCUAUCAUCAAAUUGGACCAGGAGAGUAUUGCAGAGAUCACUUUGUCUUGUCUGUAACCAUUGCGUUUGCCACGCAGUUGGAACAGUUAGUUCCUAGUACUAUGAAGCUCCCUGAUCGGCAACCUGAAUUUUUUUUCUACUACUCAUUACUGGGAAAUGAUGUCACAAAUGAACCUUUUACUGAUUUAAUUAAUCCGAACUUCGAGCCAGAAAGAGCUUCAGUUCGCAUACGUAGUACAGUAGAAAUUCUUCAAGUUUAUUUUUGUGCGCAGUCAAAAUUGCAGAUCCAUCUUUGCUGUGGGGACCAUUCUCUUGGAAGCACUGAAGUUCCCCUGUCUGGACUACUAAAGAAAGGACGUGUGGAGAUUGACCAACACCCUGUGGCAAUAGAAGGACCAUUUGUUCUUGUUCCACCGAAUAGAGCUAAACAAGAACUGUCACAACUGCCUUUAGAUCUGGCUCCUACAGUUGGGGUAUCUGUAAUUCUUCAAAGGGAGAGCUUGACUACCCAGCCUUUGAUUCCCUUAAAUGCUGCAACUGAACCCAAACUGCCACAGGAGAAAGAACUUUCUCCUGUUAGUGGAAAAGCAGAAAGCCAGCAGCAGACAUCUCAGAAUGUUCCAUCUCAAGCUGACAAGUCUUCUUCAAAAGAAGAUGUAGCAACAGAAAGUGAAGUGGAAAGUCUUAAGUUUGAAAAAGGCACAAAACCAAGGAAAAAGGGGCUGGUGGCUGGCUCCCCUCAAGAGAUUAACAAACAGUCUUUUGAAGAGCUUCCAGCUUUGAAAUCUCAGACCAAAGCAAAAUCACCUCCGUUAGAUCUGCAAAAUCCCACUGAUAGUGGUCUAGUAGCAGUAUCUCAGUCCAACCCUGUGGGUGUGUCCAGUUCUCCUGAGCUUGUGUCAACACAGAAAAUUGUCAUUCCAGCAGCCUCUCACCAUUUUUGCUUUUCAAUAGACUUAAGAAGUAUACGUGGUCUGGAAGUUGGUUUUCCAAUAAAUUGCAUGUUAAGGUACUCAUACCCAUUUUUUGGCAGUGCAGCACCUAUUAUGACAAGUCCACCUGUAGAAGUUAGAAAAAACAUGGAAGUCUUUCUUCCAAAGUCGUAUUGUGCAUUUGACUUUGCAACUAUACCUCAUCAGCUUCAAGAUACAUUCUUCAGAUUGCCUCUGCUGGUUGAAUUGUGGCACAAGGAUAAAACAGCCAAAGACUUACUUCUAGGAGUGGCAAGGCUUCAGCUUUCAAAUGUUUUGGCCUCAGAAAAAAUCCGCUUCUUGGGUGGGAAUGGUGAACAAUGCUGGCGUCAGACUUGUAAUGAAACAGUCAAUUUCACAGCAGCACAAGGGUCAGGCAGCAGAAUAGCAGAACUUUCGUAUGCCAUCACCUUGGAAGACUACGGACUUGUCAAAGUGCAAGAAGUUAUGGUGUCAGAUUCUUCUCAAGAUAUAGGUGCUUGUCAACAACAGCAUGUCCCUCACACUCAGCCUCACCGUGCCCCAGGAGACCAUGCAGGACCUCGAGAAACUCUGGAAUACAAAGCAGCACUGGAGUUAGAAAUGUGGAAGGAAAUGCAAGAGGACAUUUUUGAAAAUCAGCUUAAAAAAAAGGAAAUGGUCCAUAUGCAAGCACUUGCAGAGGAAUGGAAGAAAAGAGAUAGAGAAAGAGAGGCAUUGGUGAAGAAAAAGGUAGCAGAAUAUAAUGUUUUGGAAGAACAACUUCAGAAAACCCUGAGAGAUCUGGANCGACAGCUUUUUAGUGCUGAAUCAGAGCUUCAAAGAGUAAAGAAGGAGCUGCAAGCAGAGCAUGAACGAAAUCUGCAGGUGCUUCAGGAUUCUGUGCGUCGAGCCAGGGAGGAAUGUGCACACCAGCUAGAGCUAGAAAGGUCAAAAAUCAAACAACUGGAAGAAGAUAAGCUUCGGUUACAUCAGCAGCUUUAUGAAGCAGAAAAUAAGCAUAAGACUUUGGAGAAGGAGUUCCAGCAAUACAAAGAACAGCAAAGUAGCAAACCAGAAAUCCAGCUACAAUCAGAAAUAAAUCUUCUCACCUUAGAAAAGGUUGAACUUGAAAGAAAGUUAGAGUCAGCUACCAAGUCAAAGCUCCACUACAAACAACAAUGGACAAGGGCUUUGAAAGAACUUGCAAGGUUAAAACAGCGUGAACAGGAAAAUGCGAUGGCUCACCUUAAAAAGCAGCAGCAAGAGCUGGAGCACAUGAGGUUGCGCUAUUUGGCAGCAGAAGAAAAAGAGCUGGGAAAAACAGACCGACAAGAGCUGGAGGAUAUCAGAAAUGAACUUAACAGGCUAAAGCAACAAGAAGAGAGAAAGAAAUUGCAGGAUGCUAGAGAUAAUUCUGCUGGUAGAGUGGAUAGUCUUCAUUGUAGAAAACUAAAUGACAAUGCAGGUGAUUACCUCUCUCGUCUGAUAGAAGAGAGGGAUACCCUGUUGAGAACAGGAGUCUAUAAUCAUGAAGAUCAUAUUGUAAGUGAACUUGAUCGUCAAAUCAGAGAAGCUAUUGCAAAGAGGAACAUCACCGUUUGAAAGCAUGCAAAAAGUUUUUAGAAUGAGCCAGAAUCUGAACAGAGUGACUUUUAUAAGCCUACAGUACUUUGCAAAUUAUGUAACAUCAUGCUUUGUUUUGCACAUUAUGGUCAGCUCUCCUUGAAGUCAGUGUAAAUAUUUGCAACAUGUCAAGUUAAGCACAGUUGUAAGUUUUAGGGGGGCAAUGACUGUUUUUUAAUGUUUUUAUACUCAUAUGUAUAUAUAU
Messenger RNA from Sturnus vulgaris (Common starling), 3301 nucleotides. RefSeq names its product centrosomal protein 120 (gene CEP120). NCBI's taxonomy places the organism in Eukaryota, Metazoa, Chordata, Aves, Passeriformes, Sturnidae. Gene Ontology annotation, cellular component: centrosome. Gene Ontology annotation, biological process: positive regulation of centriole elongation; interkinetic nuclear migration. The record is from RefSeq and is a predicted model, not a curated record.